Molecule: messenger RNA, 2805 nt
Organism: Centropristis striata (black sea bass)
Lineage: Eukaryota; Metazoa; Chordata; Actinopteri; Perciformes; Serranidae
Product: butyrophilin subfamily 1 member A1-like
Exons: 6
Coding region: 240-1067 (275 amino acids)
Source: RefSeq, a predicted model, not a curated record
AAUAUUACAGUGAAAUAGAAAGUGUGUUCUCAUAUUCACCAUUAUAUUACAACACAACAUUAUAAACAACAUUCAGCCUGUUACAACUUUCUGUUCUAUAGAACUCUUCCUUUUCUGAUUGUCUGCAUGCAUCCAACAUCUUCACAUUGAUCAGUAAGCCCACCAGUCCAAAUAUAGCUACAUUACUGUUUUCUUUCUCUUCUAUAGAAUGCCUCAUUUUCAGUUUUACUCAUUUCUGCAUGCAUCCUCCAACAUGCUCAUAUUCAUCAAUCUCCACGAUGCUUCAUGUGAAGGUUCGUCAGUCUGGUGCCUUCACUGUCGUCUUCCUCGCCCUGAUACACUCAUGUGGUUCUCAGGUGAUUGGUCAAUCUCAGCCAAUAGUUGGAACAGUUGAUGAUGACAUCAUUCUACCAUGCCACCUGGAGCCUGCAGUGGAUGUCUAUAAUAUGACUGUGGAGUGGACGAGACCAGACCUGGACCCCAGAUUAGUUCAUAUGAGGCGCGAUGGUUUAGAACUGAAGAGUGAAAAACAUCCGUCCUACAGAGGAAGAACGUCUCUGUUCACUGAUGAACUGAAGCACGGAAACAUUUCACUGAAACUCUCCGAAGUGAAAGUGUCUGAUGAAGGAGUGUACAGAUGUUUCAUCCCAGAACUGGGAACAGAAUCAAUUGUUCACCUUGUUGUUGGUGCUGCUUCCUCACCUUUUGGCUGGAUCUUAUACCUCAGCAGUGGAGUGAUGAUAGGCUGCUGGUCUCAUGACUGGUAUCCAGAGCCUGAGGUGUUGUGGCUGGACGGUGAGGGAAAGCUCCUCUCUGCUGGACCUACAGAGACAUUCAGAGGUCUUGAUGACCUCUAUACUGUCAGCAGCAGAGUGACUGUGGAGGAGAGACACAGCAACAACGUCACCUGUAGAGUGAAGAACACCUACCACACCAGAGAGACACAAACCUAUAAGGAGGUCACCGCAGCAGCUCACACCUCAUCAACUUCAUAUUCUCCGCUCAUGCUUUCGCUGUUUGUUUGCCUGCCGGUCUUGUUUAUUUUGCAGCUGCCUUCGUCAUGUUGAAAUUCAGACAAGAAAAGUUCAAAAACCAAGCUGACCAGACCGAGGGAGACUCAUCCAGAAGUGAUCACAAAGGACUUCAGGAACAACUAGUUCUAACUUGGAUAUUAGGAAUAACAGUAUUUAAAGAUCAUGGCAAGCUGAUGACUCCAGUAAAAGCUCUACAGGCAGGAACGGCAGAAUUUGGCAGCAUUGAUAGAUAUUUGAAUUUUUAACACUGAUCAGGAGGUAGAGAAGGAAAAGAAAGUUCUGGACUGAUUAACUUCGGUGCGUCACAUUUUUAUGCAGCCAGCGUAACAUCUUCAACUCAGAAUUUACGUUAAUUCAUUUUUGCUUUUUGAGCUAAUUUCUUUUACCUAACCAUGCAGUUUUUAUUAUUAAACCAACCCUAUAGAAGUGGUAUUGUAGCCUUAACUGAACAAACCUGUGGCCUUUUCACAACAGGGAUCAUUACGUCUAAUGAUGAGGACGUGUUGAUCACACGACAGAGCAUUAUUUUCUAAAGUUUAUUAUUAUCAUUAUUUUCUAAAACGUUCCUGUAGUUCCACCUGAUUAACUGUUUAUACUAGGUUAAUCAGUUUGAACAUUAAUAUCUUGUCUUUGAACUGUAACGCAGAUCAUUAUAUCCUUUUUUUUAUAGACAAUUUUUAAUACAUUAAAACUUUAAAUAAUAACAUUUAAUCUUUGAAAAACUUUAUAAUGACCUCUCCAGACAGAGUAGAAAAUGUCUACUUUUUUUUCAGAAAAAACUAUAAAUCUUAUUAUCUUCCGUUUUACAGUAAAGUGCAUCUAUUGUUAAUUAUAUUCAUAAAGAAACAUAAAAACAAACUAUAUUGCCUAGCUGCAGAAAGGGUUUAUGUUGAUAUUUUCAGUGUUCUUAGGAAAGUUAUCAGGACUCUUAUGGCUUCCGUCUUGCAUGUGAAAAGUGAUGAAUCAUUGGUAGUAAAUAGAAAAGCUGGAGUGCAAAUUAAUGACAGAAUCAGGAUGGUUUCCUUCAUAUGACUGCAAGUAAUGCUGCGUUCAUGUGGUGUGGGAAUAAUCAAAGAAAUGUUGCCGUCUGUGUAGACAGGUGUCACUGACGUAUCAUUAUGGAUCCACUGUAGUUCAGAAGAAAACCCACUUGUGACGCUAUGAUUGUAAAUUAAACCACAUAACUGUAUAUUUAGUGGUUAAAAUAUUCCCUGGCUUGAGAAAAUAUACUGCUGCUUACAUAAUAGCAUAGAUACAAAUAAUCUAAUAAUAUAUUUUUGAUACUUUGAGUACAUUUUGAUGCUGAUACUUUUGUACUUUUACUUUUGAAUGCAUGCCUUUUACUAGUGGAGUAAUUUCACAGUGUGGUAUUAGUACUUUUACUGCAGUAAGGGAUGUGAAUACUUUUUGAACCAUUGGUGAUGAGCAACAAAACUGCUUGUAUUGUUUUUGAACUAAUCUGUAUUGUUUCUUAUCUUUGAGUGUUUUUUUAUAUCAGUUUGGGCGGAUUAUGAGCACCUAUUGGUCUGAAAACAUCAAACCAAUCUGGCAACACUGAUCAUGUGACUGAGUGUUGAUGGAGGCUGAUUUGUUCUACUUUUUAUAUUGUGCUGCCAUCUUUGGGACACCGUUUAACAAGACUCUAUAUCAGUAUGACAACUGUGAACUCUGAAUAAGGAGGCUCUUGUAUUUGUAUAUUCAACAAAAAUGUUGUACUGCAGCUGCCAAGUGAUCAUAUUAAGGUUUUCAAUAAAGUUUGAUUAAAAGUCUG